AAACGAGAGGAGUACGUUUAAAGUUCAAACUUCUGAACCCCACCACCACCCAUCGGUGGAGCCGUUAGGAGUUCGGAGGAGGGAGAGCCAGAUCUGUUCCUCCGCCGCCAUGCCGACCAAUGGCGGCUUCUCCCCCUCCUCCUCCUCCUCCACCAGCACCACCACAGCGUCCUCCUCUUUCGCCGCCGCCCCCGACCAAAACCCUAAUCCCAGGGGCAACAACCCCAUGCAGUAUUUGUGGGACUCCAUCAAUAAGGCCCGAUCCCGCAUCCACGCACUCGCCGCCCUCCUCUCCGCCCCCGACCUCGCCUCCCUCGCCGACUCCGAUCGGCCUGCCCGCUCCCUCCUCGACUCCCCCGACGCCUACGCCGCCGUCUCCGCCGCACUCUCCGCCCCCCUCUCCGGCUCCGGCGACGACCCCCUUUGCCAGUGGCUCUAUGAGACGUUCCAGUCCUCCGACCCCGACCUCCGCCUCGUCGUCCUUUCCUUCCUCCCCCUCCUCUCCGGCCUCUACCUCUCCCGCGUCGUCGCCACCUCCGCCGCUCACCAGCCCUCCCUCGCGGGCUUCGAGGCCGUCCUCCUUGCCCUCUACUCCACAGAGGUUAAGGCCCGCGCCGGCAAGCCCCUCCUCAUAUCCGUCCCCGACCUCUCCCAACCCUCCCUCUACCAUUUCCCCCGCCCUCCCGCCACCACCGCCGGCCCCCGGGGCUCCGCCGCCUCCGCUCCUCCACGCCCCGCCGCCCAGCCCUCCAUUGGCGUCCUCUCCCCUCCCCUCGAGCCCCAGAUCGCGGUCAAGUCCACCAAGCGCGCUUGCAUUGUUGCCAUCGCCCUCGACUGCUACUACAAGACGAUCGCCCUCAUGCCGGGCCGAUCAAAGAUCGAUCUUUGCGAGUUCGUCGCCUCCUGGGCCGGCCAGGACUGUAGCUGCCGCUUCGAGCUUGACGAUGAGCCCAAUCUCUCCUGUACCUCCUCUCCAUUCUCCUCGCCAGAAAUUAGGAACUUCUUCGAGGAUGACGGUGGGGUCGGUAAUGCGGCAGUGGAGAUGGGUAGGCUAGGGAUUCAAGAGAGGCCCAACGGCCACCAAUGCAAUGGGGAGGAGGGCGGCAGGGCUUCAAGGGGGUCGAGGGUGCCACUCCCAUGGGAGCUCCUCCAGCCGGUGUUGAGGAUCUUGGGUCACUGCCUUCUUGCACCACUGAACCCACAGGAGGUGAAGGAUGCUGCAUCCAUGACCGUGCGGUGCGUGUAUGCUCGGGCAUCUCAUGAGCUGGUACCACAGGCGAUCUUGGCCACCCGCAGCUUGAUUCAGCUGGAUAAGAGUGCUCGGAGGGCAGCGAAGGCACCGAUGAUGGCAGGGACACCAGGCACGGCUUCCAAUCCAAACACGCCGAGCAAGCCGAAGAAGCCAGAAAUCCUGUUGGUCUCAAAAUGAUCGCACAUCAUCUCGUUGAAAGCUCUGCUUCAUCUUCGUUCUACCUGAUAUGUGGAUUGGCUGUCAUUGGAGAUAUCUUUUGUUGUCUUGGGAUCAAGGUUUUAAGUUCUGGUGGGAUGGGGGCAUCUCAGCCAUCUCGUUCCUAUAAGAAAACGGGAGACUCCGAAACUCCGAAACUCAUCUAUGCAGGGAAAGAAAA
Messenger RNA from Elaeis guineensis (African oil palm), 1628 nucleotides. NCBI's taxonomy places the organism in Eukaryota, Viridiplantae, Streptophyta, Magnoliopsida, Arecales, Arecaceae. The record is from RefSeq and is a predicted model, not a curated record.